Molecule: messenger RNA, 3357 nt
Organism: Lolium perenne
Lineage: Eukaryota; Viridiplantae; Streptophyta; Magnoliopsida; Poales; Poaceae
Source: RefSeq, a predicted model, not a curated record
AUGGAUCGAAGUUGGAUACAAGGAACUCGUUUCACAACAGAGUACUUGAAAGGUGUUGAGGAUUUUAUGGCUGUUGUUCGUGAAAAUUUCAGAGAAAAUCAAGACAUACUAUGCCCAUGUCGGGACUGCAAGAAUCUGCAUCACCAGAGCCAGUCACUUGUUGAGGAGCACAUACAAUGCGCUGGUAUGUCCAACACAUAUACAAGAUGGAUCUUUCAUGGUGAAUCAUUGAGUGAUGAUGAAGGGGAUAAGAUGGAGGACGUUGCAUACACAUCUGAUGACGAGGGAGAUGACUUUGAUGAAGACAAUCGAGGUGAUGUUUCGUAUAUGGUAGAUGAUCUGGCUAGGUCUGGAAGGCAAGGUGAGGGUCAGCCAAACCUCUAUUCCAAGCUAAUUGAGGAAGCCAAGAAAGAACUUUACGAAGGAUGCAGCAAUUUCACACGACUAUCAUUCAUUAUUAAGCUUCUCCAUGUCAAAUCAUACGGCCGGAUUACAAACAGAGCAUUCAAUCUAAUGCUUGAGGUGAUCAGCGCGGCGUUUCAACAUGCCGAUAUACCGAAGUCAUAUGCAGCAGCUAAGAGUGUUCUCCAUGAAGUUGGGCUUGGUUAUGAGACUAUUCAUGUAUGCAGGUUUGAUUGUGCAUUGUUUUGGGGAAACUAUGCCAACAUGACCCAUUGUCCUGAGUGCGGGACAUCAAGAUGGAGAGACACAGAGGGAAAGAAAAAGGUACCCCACAAGGUUCUUAGGUACUUUCCUAUAAUCCCUAGGCUUCAAAGAUUUUUCGCGUCAAAAGAACUCUCGGCAGAUGCUAGGUGGCACAAGGAGAAGAGGGUUGUCGAACAAGGUGUUAUGAGACACCCGGCUGAUGGUGAAGCAUGGAAGCACUUUGACAGUGAGUAUGGUCGGUUUGCUAAAGAUGCUCGUAACAUUAGGCUUGGUAUUGCCACCGAUGGAUUCAACCCCUUUGGAAACAUGAGUAGUUCAUAUAGCAUGUGGCCAGUUUUUGUCAUCCCGUACAACUUCCCGCCGUGGAUGUGCAUGGACCAAUCCAAUUUCAUGAUGUCUUUGCUUAUUCCCGGGAAAAAAGCACCUGGAAAGGAGUUCCAUGUGUUUAUGCAGCCGCUGAUUGCAGAUAUGAUGAAGCUUUGGGGAAACGGUGUGGAGACGUACGAUGCAAUGACCAAUGAUUCAUUUACUUUGCGUGCUGCAUUCUUGUGGUCGAUUCAUGAUUACCCUGGACUGGCCACUCUAUCAGGGCGUAGCACACGUGGUUAUUAUGCAUGUGUGCAUUGUGAUGAGAACCCUUGCUACGAGCCUCUGAAAAACAAGAUUGGUUAUGUCGGGCAUCGCAGAUUUCUGCCUACUAAUCACCGUUUCAGGAGAAGCAAGGAUUUCAAUGGGCAAGUUGAGAAAAGGGAGAAACCUCGGAAGUUCACGAAAGCCGAAGUGUUGGAGAAGUUAGAGAAAGUUAAGGAUUUCAAACCAGGUAAGUAUCCAGGAAAUAAGAAGAGAAAGCGCACUGAGAAAGAUCAACCAAACUGGAGUCAGAAGGUGAGCCUAUAUGAUCUUCCAUACUGGUCAAACCUGAAAUUAGCAUACAACAUUGAUGUAAUGCAUGUUGAGAAGAACAUCUGUGACAAUAUACUUGGGACUCUGCUGGAGAUUGAGGGAAAGAAUAAGGAUACCGUAAAUGCCAGGAUAGAUUUGGAGAAUAUAGGAAUCAGGAAAGACCUUCACCUAAAACCCGAUGGAAAGGGUGGAAAGGUGAAGAAAAAAGCAGAGUAUAAUCUUACCAAAGAAAACAAGAAAAGAUUUUGCGAGUUUUUAGCGAAUUUGAAAUUCCCAGAUGGGUAUGCUGCUAAUCUAGCAAGAUGUGUGGAUCUUGAAGCAUGUAAAGUGCAUGGGUUGAAGACCCAUGACUGCCACAUACUGUUGCAGCAAGUCAUGCCGGUUGCACUAAGAGGGCUUGUGAGAGAGGACAUAUAUGAGGCCAUUGCAGAACUAGGUAAUUUUUUCAGGCAGUUGUGCUCAAAAACUCUUAGAGUUGAUGUGCUUCACCGGAUGAAGGAGGAUAUUCCUGUAAUUCUUUGCAAGCUCGAGAGGAUUUUUCCACCCGCCUUCUUUGAUGUCAUGGUUCAUUUAGCUGUUCACCUACCCGAAGAGGCAAUUUUAAGGGGACCAGUGCAUUAUGGGUGGAUGUAUCCAAUAGAAAGAAGGCUUGGGUACCUAAAGGGAACUGUUCGUAACAGAGCAAAGCCCGAAGGGUCAAUUGCAGAGGCAUAUGUCGUGGAUGAGUGCUUGUCCUACUGCUCUAGAUAUCUGAUAAAUAUUGAGACAAGAUUUAACAAAGAAGAUAGGAACAAGGAUGGGAAGAGGGUUGCUUCUUCUGAUGAAUUGACAGUUUUUUGUACUGCUGCAAAAGGUUUUGGGGCGUCAAAGCUCAAUUUUUAUGAUAGUGAGUACGACCAAAUGGUUUGGUAUGUGCUUGAUAAUUGUCGUGAAGUAGAGAAGUACAUGGAAGUUUACCGAGAAGAAUUACAAAUUAAAGGUGUGACUAACAUUGAACAGACACUAAAGAAGGAAUUCCCUGCAUGGUUUGCGAAACAUAUUCAUAAUAUAGGAGAGCAAAACGUUUCAGAGGAUUUGUACUCACUAUCGUGUGGCCCAGACAAUCGUUUUCGAGUGUACUCUGCCUGCAAUGUGAAUGGUGUUCGGUAUCACACUUUGGAACGUGAGAAGCAUAGAAGAACUCAAAAUUCAGGCAUCAUGGUAAAGGGAGAUGAUAAUGGUACAGAGAUUGUGUACUAUGGUGUUCUUAAGGAAAUUAUUGAGUUGAUGUACCCGAAAAACAAGCAUGGAGAUAGGUCAGUCAUUUUGUUUCGUUGUGAUUGGUAUGAUAUUACAAACAGCAAGAUGACCGGGUUGAGGGAUGAUGGGUACUUCAAAAGUCUGAAUCAUAAGGCUCUUCGGUACAAGAAUGAUCCCUUCAUAUUGGCUCGUCAAGCGGACCAAGUGUUUUACAUGGAGGACACAGCUCUUGGAAAAGACUGGAAGGUGGUGCAGACUUUCAGUCAUAGACACUUGUAUGAUGUUCCUGAAUCAGAGACAGGUGAUCUCAAUGCUGUAGAUGCAUACCAAGAAGAUAUGGCAGCGGCCGGUUUUACUAUGAACAAUGUUGAUCCGCUGUUUCAAACUUUUAGUCGUGAUGAUGAAGAAGGCACGCCUGUAGAUCCUAAAAUUGUUGCUGAGAUGGAGAAGAAUGCCGAGAACAAUGAUGAAGAUAGUUCCACUGACGAGGAUGAACAGGAUGACGACAGUGGGAACGCAAGUGAGCAUUCAAGUGAUGAUGAAGAUUAG